AUGGGAUCAAAGGAUAAAAAAUCCAAGAAGGACUCAGAGAAAGAGGAGGAACAAGCAGGAGGGGAUGAGGAAGGGAAGAAGAAGAAAGACAAAAAGAAAAAAGGAUCCGUAAACAGUAAUGAAGAUGCCAAGAAGACCAAAGGGAAGAAGAAGAAGGUGGAAAAUUAUGUGGAAAUCUACGAGAGUGAGCUUCGCAAUUAUCAGGCAGAAAUGGUGGAGAACUAUGAAGAUGAGUACCAUAAAAAGAAAGUAUACGAAGUGGUUACCGUCACAGGCGAUGAGAGAGGAGCAGGCACAGAUGCCAACGUGUUUGUCACUCUCUUUGGAGAAUUCGGCAUCACUCCGAAAGUCCAUCUGGCCAGCAAGAGCCGCACAGCAUUUGAGAGGGCCAAAACUGAUGUGUUUAGAAUAAGAACCCACAAUGUUGGUCCCCUGAAGAAGAUUCGGAUUGAGCAUGAUAACACGGGUAUGAAUGCCAGCUGGUUCUUGGACAGGGUGGUGGUGACAGAUGUCAUCAGGCCUCACCUGAGGUACUAUUUUGCUUGUAACAACUGGCUCAGCAAAGUGGAAGGAGACCGCCUUUUUGUCCGUGACUUGUUGGGAACCGCGGACCCCAUGGACAUGCCCAAAUAUAAUAAGUAUAUGGUCAGUGUAUUCACUGCAGAUAUAAAAGGUAGUGGAACAGAUGCUGAUGUUUUCAUCAAUAUCUUUGGAGAGUUUGGAGAUACAGGGGAAAGGCUACUAAACACAGACAAAAACAACUUUGAAAAAGGCUCAGAGGACAAAUUCACAGUUGAAGCGCCUAACUUGGGAAAAAUGAGAAAGGUCACCAUCGGCCAUAAUAACAAGGGCACUUCUGCCGGAUGGUUUGCCGACAAGGUGAUUGUCGAUGAUCUGGGGAACAAACUAGUCUAUGAAUUUCCUAUCAAUCGUUGGUUUGCCAUCGAUGAAGAUGAUGGCAAGAUACAGAGAGACAUUUUGGUGGGAGGAAGCCAACCCACAGGGAUUGUGUACAAUGUCCAGAUUGUAACUGGAAACAUCCGUGGAGCUGGGACCAACUCCAAAAUCCACAUUGUAAUGCACGGCAGCAAAGGCUCCAAGAACAGUGGGAAGGUGUUUCUGGAAGGUGGCAAAUUUGAACGCGGCCUAACCGAUAUCUUCAAUGUGGAAAUUGCCGCGCUUCUCAGCCCCCUCAGCAGGGUGACCAUCGGACAUGAUAACGACGGGGUCAGCGCCGGGUGGUACUGUGAGAAGGUAGUGGUGUACUGUCCAUUCACGGGUAUAGAGCAAACAUUUCCAUGCUCUAAAUGGCUGGAUGAGAAGGAAGGAGAUGGACUGAUUGAGCGAGAACUUUAUGAGAUGGUCUCUCUUAGGCACAGAAAGCAAAAAAAGCAUCCCUGGUCCUUGUGGAUCUGGACGUCGGAUAUAGCCAACGCCGGAAGCGACGCAGAUAUUUAUUUCCAGGUGUAUGGAGUAAAGGGCAAGUCAGAUGAGAUCAAACUAGACAACAAGACUGACAAUUUUGAGAGAGGGCAAGUGGACAGAUUCAUGGUAGAGCUGCCGGAUUUGGGGUGUUUGACCAAACUCCGAAUCUGGCAUCAGAAGAGAAAUCCUUUUGCAGGAUGGCAUCUGAGUAAGGCGACUCUGAUGAAAACAUUAACAAAGGAAAAAUAUAAUUUUCCAUGUGAGCGUUGGCUAGACACUAAUGAAGAUGAUAAUGAGGUUGUGAGGGAACUUCCAGCCACUGGGAGGCUAAUUACUGACCCACUGCCUUUAAUUAAGUACAGAGUGACCGUUUGCACCGGGAACAUUGGAGGUAGUGGUACGGACGCGUCGGUUUUUCUCAAUAUGAUCGGUGAGCGUGGUGACACGGGAGAUCGAACGCUGGUCAACUGCAAAAAUAACAUCAACAAGUUUGAGAAGGGAAAUCUGGAUGAAUUCAUUAUCGAGGCUGUCGCCAUCGGGCAGAUUCGCAGAGUAAGGAUUGGACAUGAUGGCAAAGGUGGCGGCUGCGGCUGGUUUCUUGAAAAAGUCAUUGUGAGAGAAGAAGGACAGGCUGAGGCACAAGCUAUUGAGUUCCCCUGCAACAGGUGGCUAGAUCGCAACGAAGAUGAUGGCCAAAUUGUUCGAGAGUUAGUCCCAUUCUCAGAUGGACAGCGUCUUUACAAUGCUGGAUAUCACAUUGCAGUGAAGACAGGCAACAUCCCCGGAGGCAGCUCAGACUCCACGGUCUAUGUUAAACUGUAUGGGGACAAAGGCGACACCAGUAAAAUGAUGCUGGUGGUCUCUGACAACAAUCUGAGCAACUACUUUGAGACAGGUCGCAUUGACAUCUUCACAGUGGAAACAUCUGAUAUUGGACAGAUCAACCGCCUGAUGAUCGGCCACAACAACGAAGGCAUGCGGGCCGGGUGGUUCUUGGACAGCGUUCAAAUCCUUGCGCCUUUGAGUGGAACGCAUUACAUGUUUCCAUGCCAUCGCUGGCUGUCCAAGGGAGAAGCUGAUGGCAAGACGGAGGUGGAGAUUUACCCCAGCGAGAUCCUAGACACGCAUCAAUUGAUCAACUACGAAUUAACAAUAGUAACUGGAGAUGAGAUGUUUGCCGGCACCAAUGCCAAAGUGUUCAUCCAGAUCUACGGCGACAAAGGGAAAACAGAGGUCAUCAAGCUAGAUAGCCGUUCUAACAACUUUGAGAGAAGAUCAACAGACAUAUUCAAGGUCGAGGCCAAAGACGUGGGUAAGUUGUUCAAGAUCCGCAUCGGCCACGACGGCUCGGGCAUUGGAUCCGGCUGGUACCUGGACAAUGUGGAGGUCAAACACAUCACAAUGACUCUGGAUGAAGAGGAUGAAGAAGAGGAAGGAGCGGAGGAGAUGCAGGAAGUGGUGGUGACGUAUUGCUUCCCCUGCUCGCGGUGGUUGGCAAGCGGGGAAGAGGAUGGCGAGCUGCAGGUGGAGCUUCUGCCUGACGGAGCCGAAGAACUGGAAGUCAACACCUAUGAAGUGUGCGUCUUUACGGGUGACGUGCUGGGAGCCGGGAGCGAUGCCGACGUCUUCAUUAAUAUUUACGGCGACAAUGGAGACACUGGAGAGCGUUAUCUCAAGAACUCAGACAACCUCAACAAAUUUGAACGAGGCGAGGAGGAUGUGUUCAUUGUGACAGCUAUUGAUUUGGGUCCCCUGAAGAAGCUUCGGAUACGUCACAACAAUGCUCGACCGUAUUCAUCGUGGUAUCUGGAUCGUGUGGAAAUAGUGGACACAAAAGAUGAUACGACGUACUACUUCCCAUGUAACCGCUGGCUGGCCGUGGAUGAGGAUGAUGGCCAGAUAGCAAGAGAGCUGGUUCCUGUAGAUGAAGCCUUCAUGAAGAAGGAUGAGGAUGAAGAGGGAGGUGGAGCCACUCUGGGGCUAGAGCAGAAAGCCAUGUCUACUACGUAUACCAUCAAAAUAAAAACUGGAGAAAAGAAGUAUGCGGGAACUGACGCUAACAUCUUCGCUAUAUUAUUUGGAGAAAAUGACGACACAGGUAUCAUCAAUCUGAAAGCCUGUAAGAACUACAAGAACAAGUUUGAACAGGGCGCGAUCAAUGAGUUCAUCGUAGAGGCUGUGGAUUUGGGUGAGCUGGAAAAGCUUCGAAUUGGUCAUGACAAUUCAGGGGGAUCACCCGGUUGGUUUUUGGACUGGGUGGAGAUUGACGCUCCCUCGCAGGGUCUCAGGCUCCGCUUCCCAUGCGGCCGUUGGUUAGACAAGGGAGAAGACGACGGCAACAUCAUCAGGGAUCUUUAUCCUGCCGAGUUACAGACUGAGCUGUACACACCAUUCGUGCCUUACGAACUGAAGAUUUUCACCAGCGAUGUGUUUGGUGCUGGGACGGAUGCAGAUGUGUUCAUCGUUUUGUAUGGCCAGAAAGGCGUGUGCACACAGCAGAAGCAUCUAUGUGUCAACAAGAGAGAGAGGAGACUGUACUUUGAGAGGGGAGCUGAGGACAUGUUCAUAGUGGAGUUGGAAGAUGUCGGCGAUAUCAUCGAGAAGAUCCGAGUGGGACACGACAACAGGGGCUCCAAUCCUGGAUGGCACCUAGACAGAGUGGAGAUCAGACGCCUGUUGAGGAAAGGAAAGGGGUCCGAGACGACCAUUUUCCCGUGCGAACGCUGGUUGGCUAAAUCGGAAGAUGACGGGGAGACAGUGAGGGAGCUGGUCCCGUCAGACAUCAUUACAGAAAAACUCCUAAGGGGAGGCACUCUCAAACGGACUGAAACCGAAGUGGAGGAUGCUUUGGAAACACACACUUACCAGGUGUCCGUGCGUACUGGUGACAUGUACAAAGCAGGAACGGAUGCCAAUGUAUUCCUAACCAUCUACGGAGACCUUGGAGACACUGGAGAGCGAAAACUCUCCAGAUCUGACACCAACAGAAACAAGUUUGAGAGAGGAGAGGUGGACAAAUUUACCAUUGAAGCUGUGGAUCUUGGCCAAGUGUUUAAGAUCCGAAUUCGUCACGAUAACUCUAAUAUAGGAGCUGACUGGUAUCUGGACCAGGUGGAGGUGUUGGAUUUGGACACAGAGGAGGUUUACAUGUUCCUGUGUGAACGCUGGCUGUCAAAGAAAAAGGAGGACAAACGCUUAGAGAGGACCUUCUUUGUCAAGGGUUACGAAGGCGAAAGAAAUACCGAUCCCAAUUCCAAGAAAAUUGCUCAAGCCAAACUGGGGCUGGAUCGGAAUGCAAAUAAGAAAAAGAAGAAGAAGAAAAUGGCACUUGUGGAAGAAGGGCCAAUCAUCCCCUAUCAUUUCACUCUGUCCACUGGGAUGGAGCGCGAUGCCAGCACCACGGCCAGAGUCUACGUCAUCAUAAUUGGUCCUGGAGACCAGGAGACGGACCGGCUCUGGCUGGAUCUGCCGGAAGGAAAGAAAUGUUUUGCGGCUGGCAGCAUGCAACAUUUUGUGUGCUAUGGAACUGACGUGGGAGAGAUCAAAAGGGUGGAACUAGGACACAAUGGCGCCACACCAGAAAGCUGCUGGUUGGUGGACGAACUGGCCAUCAGCGUGCCCACCAAAGGCAUCAAGUACAGUUUCCUGUGCAAGUGCUGGCUGGCCAAAGACCGGGGGGACGGUCUUACGGUUCGACUGUUCAAUGUGCUGGACGCCAGCACCAUCAGUAUCAACCGCAAAGUGAUUUAUUCCACCACAGUUGUCACUGGUGACACCCAGUACGCUGGCAGCGACACUAACAUUUUCCUGACUGUGUAUGGAGCCAAUGGGAGCACAGAGGAAAUGCUCCUGCCUAAGAAUGGGGACAGGUUUGAGCGAGACCAAGAGGACACAUUCAACCUAGAGGUCGACGACAUCGCACCCCUGAAGAAGAUACGACUGAGGAUUGAUGGCAGCGGGAGUCGUCCCGAUUGGUUUCUGGACAGGAUCCUAAUGCGCAACCUGACCACUGAGGAGGUUUACACAUUCACAUAUGAGAACUGGCUGUCAAAAAGCAAAGGGCCCAGGAGGACUCUAGAAUGCGAGCUGGCAGCCGUGGUAGACGAGGAGGAGAUGGUGGAAAAAACCACCUAUGUCAUUCAGGUCCAGACCAGUGAUGUCACAGGCGCUGGUACAGAUGCCAACGUGUGCCUGAUUGUGUUUGGGGAGUUCGGCGACACAGGGACACUGAAGCUGAAGGAGAGCGCCAACAGGAACAAGUUUGAACGUAAAAUGAGAGAUGUGUUCCGCUUUCCUGACGUUCUCAGUCUGGGCGAGCUCUCCAAAGUGCGAGUGUGGCAUGACAACAAAGGUGCGGCUCCGGGCUGGCACCUGGACUACAUCGAUGUCAAAGAUGAGAGCAUGGAUCAAACAUUCAGGUUCCCUUGUGACCGCUGGUUGGCCAAAAAUGAAGACGAUGGUCAGAUCAUCAGGGAGCUGGCUUGUGCCAACAAUGAUGCUGUGGAUCUCAGCGACAAAACAAAAUAUGAAAUUGCCAUAACCACCGCAAACACAGAGGGCGCAUCCACCAGUGAAAACGUUUGGAUUGUUCUGGAAGGAAGAAAAGCCCGCUCCAAGGAGUUUGUUCUGGAGAAUAAAAAAAAUAAGUUCUCAUGCGGCGCCACUAGCACGUUUGAGUUCUCAUCCAAGCAUGUGGGUGAGAUCGCAGGCAUCUGCAUUGGACACAUCACUAAAGAUGGAAAGAAAGUGAAGAGUGAAUCCUACUGGCAUGUGGCGGAGGUGGUAGUGACUGAAAAAGAGCUGGGAAACAAGUAUUUCUUCCAGUGCGAUGCACUUGUGCCCUUGGCGUCCAAAAAGGAUCAGUUCCAAAACUUUGAGUGCUACAAAUCUGUGGAGAGUUUUGCCAGCAAGGUCCGUAGUCUGGUGCCUGUCAAGUACGAGAUCAUCGUGAUCACAGGCGACGUGAAGGAUGCCGGCACAGACGCCAACGUCCACAUCACAGUCUACGGUAUCAACGGCGACUCGGGCCGACGCCACCUGCGCAAGAAAUUCCGCAACCUGUUUGAGCGAGGCCGUACGGACCGCUUUGUGGUGGAGAUGUUGGACUUGGGUGAGCUGCUCAGGGUCAAGGUAGAGCACGACAACAGUGGCAUCAACAACGGCUGGUUUCUGGAGUGCAUGGAGGUGACCAACACGGCCAACUCAGUCACGACUAUCUUUCAGUGUGCCAAGUGGCUGGACAAGGACAAGGCUGACGGAUGCACUGAGAGGGUCCUCUACCCCAAGUACUAG
Molecule: messenger RNA, 6717 nt
Organism: Nerophis lumbriciformis (worm pipefish)
Lineage: Eukaryota; Metazoa; Chordata; Actinopteri; Syngnathiformes; Syngnathidae
Source: RefSeq, a predicted model, not a curated record